Parnassius mnemosyne (clouded apollo) is the source of this 3162-nucleotide messenger RNA. The record is from the annotation of a GenBank genome assembly. Lineage: Eukaryota; Metazoa; Arthropoda; Insecta; Lepidoptera; Papilionidae.
AAUAUAAAAAAAUUAAACCAAAAUUUGGUUUGUUGCAUUCCAAACUUUUAUAAGAUAUCUAAUAAAUUCAUUUAAUUUUUAAAAAAUGUCAUCCCAAAUUAUUGAUAAAUUUAAACAAUUCGAUGCCUACGCAAAAACGUUAGAAGAUUUCAAAGUAAAAACUGCUACUGGAGCAACGAUUACCGUAGCCGGCAUAUUCGUUAUGAUUUUAUUAUUUCUUUCGGAGUUAUACACCUAUAUGUCACCAAAUAUAUCAGAGGAACUGUUUGUAGACACAUCAAGGGGGCAUAAGUUACGAAUCAAUUUUGAUAUAACUGUUCCCAGUAUAUCUUGUAGUUGUAAGUAAAAUAAUAACCAUAAUAAUUAAAUUUCUUCGAUUUCUUUGUAGUGGUAAAUAUAAUUUUGCAAUUGCCAGCAUUGUUAGAAUAAAAUGUUGUAACACACAUAUGUUAUGAUCUGAUUUCGACAUGUAAUAUAAGUUAUACAAGCAUGCACAUAAAAAAUGUACAACUGUAAUUAUUGUACAUCUUUAUCAGCCUGUAAUUAAUUCUGCUAGACAUGGACCUCUCCUAUUGUAGGAAAAUUUUGCCAUAACCGCUAUGCUUGCCAGGCAAAUUAAUAAUUCAGUACCAUAAGUUUAGCACCUUUGAUGCUGCUCCGCAUGGCAUAUUUGAUUAUUUUCACCUAAUAUAUUAUAUAAUGUUUCAUAAAAGGCAAUCUAUGGGGAAGGCCAAUGUUCAGCAGUGGCCUUUUGAUGGGGCUGUGAUAAAUGUAUGUACACAAGUAAAGUUUUGCCUUUACACCCCUUACGACACCCACACAAUUAGUUGUACGAUGAAUUAAACUUAAUAGCUAUAUAUGAAAUAGGUAUAAACAACUGUUUUUCAGAUUUAGUACUGGAUGCAAUGGAUUCUUCUGGUGAACAGCACCUUCAAAUGGACCAUAACAUUCAUAAACGAAGACUAGACCUUAAUGGAAAUCCUAUAGAUGAGCCAAAAAAAGAAGAAAUUGCUGUUUCUUCAACAGUAUAAAUAUAUUAUUAUUACAUAAAUUUAUUUAUUAUGAUAAAUAUUUCAUAAAUGUAAACUUUUCUAAAUACACUAUUUUUUUUAGAUAAAACAAAACACUUCUGAAUUGGCUACAAUUUCCUGUGGUAGCUGCUAUGGAGCUGCAUUUAACGAUUCACAAUGUUGUAACACCUGUGAAGAUGUAAAAGAGGCAUACAGACUCAGAAGAUGGGCUCUACCGGACUUGGCCACUAUUGUGCAAUGCAAAGAUGAUGAAUCACUAGAGAAAGCUAAUUUAGCUCUAAAAGAAGGUUGCCAAAUAUAUGGUUACAUGGAAGUAAACAGAGUAAGUUUUAUUUUAAGAAGUCUUAACCAGUGUCAAUCUUAUUAAAAAGUGGUUUACACAGUCAUCAUCAUCAUCAUCAUUACAGCCCUUCACAAGUCCACUGCUGAACAUAGGCCUCACCCAAGGAAUGCCACAAAGAAUGGUCACGAGCCACCUGCAUCAAUCGACUUCCUGCAUAACUUACCAGGUCAUCACUUCAUCUAGUGGGGCGACGCCCUACACUUCGCCUACCGGUACGAGGCUGCCACUCGAGAACAUUUUUUCGCCAUCGGUUGUCAGUUCUUCGAGCUAUAUGGCCGGCCCAUUGAUACUUCAGCUUACCAAUCUGUUGGACUACAUCGGUUACUCUAGUUCUACUGUGGAUAUCCUCACUUCUAAGCUUAUCACGCAGAGAAACCUCGAGCAUAGCCCUCUCCAUAGCUCGCUGAGUGACCUUGUGCGUCCUCAUACGGCCAGCAGUGAAGGACCACGUCUCAAAUCCAUAAGUCAUCACUGGCAACACGCACUGGUUGUACAAUCUCGUUUUCAUGUUUUGAAGUAUACCUUACUCACAGGAGACUAUCAAUCUUGGGUUUAAAGAAGAAUCUUUAACAUGAAGAAAUAAAUACCUUAGCCAAGACAACAGUUUUGACCUGUUCGAUGAAGUGAUGUGUCAAAAGUGUGAAAUGUCAGUACUAUGGUCACCAAGCGUGGGGAUUAAGUUAAACUUCCCUAGACUUCACUGCUAAACAUAUGGUCACUGCAGAACACUAUAUACUGUUGCAAAGUACGAUAUGUAUUGAUAUAAAUCAGAAAAUCAUUAAUAUAAUUCAGAGUAUAAUAUAUUUAUACGAGGUCUGUUCAAAAAGUAUCGCGAAUUUUGAAUGUUCGCGGGCUACGGAUAUUUGAUUUUUAAUUUUUUUGUAGCCUUAUGUUUGUACUCAUGUCUCUUACUUAUGCUGACAAGGUCGGCCAUUUUGAAUGUAUAGUUAAUUUUUGACAGCUGUUUUGCUCGGAUGUGUUUUGGCGCGCCUUCGAUUUUUGCCUAUUCCAAAAAAUAGAUCAAAGAAUCUGUAUUAAAUUUUGUGUGAAAAACAAACAAAAUGCGCGGACGCAUUCCGAAAGUUAACUGUGGCAUAUGGUGAAACUACUUUGGACCAAAGCAACGUUUAUCGGUGGUACAAAAUGCAGCAUUGCCACUUUAGUGAUUAUAUCACUAGAUCUAGUGAAUUUCUAGAGUUAGAUAGUGAUAUUCUGAAAAAAAAAUCACUAAAAUAUUAUUUAAUAUUUAAAAUAAAAUUAGAAAAUACAUAUUGGCAAUCCUCUUAACCUGUCGGUGAAUUCCCUAGUUUAUGUCAAAAUAGCACUAUCCUUUUCUCACUUAUCAAAAACGUAAUUAGACGUCUUUGUUUGAUAAUGCUAACCUACCUUUCGGGGAUUUCCCGACUAAUAAUAUGAUUAACUCGUAUGUUAAAAUUUGUUUCAGUCUUUAAGUGAGUGCUGAAUAGUGUAUACUAUUGCUCGUAUUUCGUUAGUUUCUAGUCUUCGUGCGCGAAAGUAAGUGGUUGUAUCGAAACAGUUUAAGUUUUAAAUUGUUUGUGAAGUAUCUCUUAUUUAUUUUGCAUUAUUAUGAACGUGCAACUGAAAUAAUUUAAAAUUAAAAAUUUUGUACAGCCGACUUCAAUAUAAGUUAUUUAAGAAUAACUUAAAAACUAUUGGUCUGACCUUGAUCAAAUUCAUAUGGGACCACACGAGAAGUACCAGCUUUCAAAUAAAAAAAGAAUCAUCGAAAUCGGUUCACCCAGAAAAAAGUUCUGAGGUAACACACAU